UGGUCGGGACUUAGUUUGUGUUAAUAAAUGUCGGUAAACUUAACUCAGUAAGUCAGUUCCUACGUAACUCCAUCUUAUGCCUAUGAAGACAUCUGGAUAUCUUCGGGUCUUUCCGGCAAGCUCAGAAAAAUACUUCAUCUUACGAAAAUCACGAUGUGUUCCGAUUGAAAUAACCUGUAUCCAUCAUUGUGACGUCAUAGAAAUAUAUAACAAUCCCGAUUACGUCAUAAUUGCGUCUCCCUUUGGUAACCAUCGAGUCUCUAACCAUUGGUAAACAAGUAAGGUGUUUCGGAUCUGUCUGUAGAAAGCCACCACUUCCUGUGUUUAAGAAAAACAUUACUUGAAUUCUCUGUUCAUGUCGUAAAAGCAGGCAGCGUUAUACCAAAAGUCACCAUGCAGGAGGGAGCUGUGGGUUUUACCCAAACCGCCAAAUCGGAAGUCACACCUGUCGGCACAUUGCGCAACUGUAAAAAAUCAGAACCACAGCUGAGUUGCGGAGAUUCGUCUCAGCCAACGAAUCCCAAGACGUCUAAUAAAAAAGCAGACCCGGAGCGCGUAAAUGACGAAUCUGGAUUAUGUUUUGCUGGAAGGGAAAAGCUAGCCACAUUUCAAAUAGGCGAGCAAUGUAUAUCAGGAGUCAUAUCGCAGAAGGUCUGUUCAUCCGACCGAAAUCCAGUCCGUCUCAAGUCGGCAACUUUUCCGAAAGAGUCAACAGAACGGCGGUCAACGGUUGAUGGUAGAGCGCCACCUACCGCCCGACCCAAGUCUCCAGACUGUGUGUUGCCAAGCGUUGCUAGAGCUUUGUCGCCAACGCAUACGAAUAAGCCUACGCGCAGCAUCGACUCUCGGUUAUCAGAUCCUUGGGGGACGACCUACGCCCAGGAGACCUCGCCGGGGCUUCCUGACAUCAUCAUCACGUUAUCCGAUGGGAUAUCUUCUUCAGAAUACCAACAAACAACGGAAUCCAAACCGUUGUGUAUGUCUACCCGAGAUGAUGAUGUUGACCACACCUGUUCGGCUGUGUGUGCUGACGAUCCUUCGUGUGUGACCUACCACACUAUGGCAGACACCAUAGCUUCAGAAAUGCCACCAUCAGUUUCUCACGAGAAACAAUACAUCCCUUCAACAAUCAAUCAGGCGGUACCAGUCUCAUCUACUGCAUUGACAACAUCGCCCCUGCAAGUUGUAACUAAUGAAAAUGUCUCACGACACAAGAAACUCGAACAUAUUUCUGUUGGGUCUGCCCUGCUAUUGGCUUUCAAAAGUAGUGCGUCUCCAAUUCUGUAUAACUCAUGCGAAAGGGUUCUUGAGAGAGGCCAUGACUUAAGCAGAUAUAAUAACGAUAGAAAGAACAUUCCUAUCCAUGUUCCAGCUGGUUGCCCUACCGUGUCUGCCCUGACAACCGCCCUCCCGAUAACUACUGCAGUUAUACUGGGUAGAUCUGCCUCUAAAUAUUUAGAAAAUAGAGAGAAAUCUGAUAAAAUUUGCACAACAGAUCAAGCUACAAAGCCAGAAAAGAUUGACUCUGUGAAUGUUGGUAAUGGGACAGUGUGCUCAGAGCGGAAUUUGAGCCAGACACAUUCCGCAUCAUCUGCGAUACCUGUCUCCUCCACUACUCCAAUUCUAGCACAAUCCAAGGAUAAUAUUUCACAAAUUAAAAGAUCAAAGCUUUCAUUGAUGUCUGUGGAACGAACACAGUCGACUCUACGAUCUUUGUUACGGAUAAGCAUUGUUCCAGCUUUAGGCAGGGAGGUCGAAACCCUCCCAAGCGGUUUAAACAAAGGAAAACAGGCGCAAGACAGUGUCGUCACCCAACAAAACAAGGAAUUGAGUCUUAAAACUACAGUUAUGGAGCCAGCCAUGGUUGCUGUGGCGUCACCUCCGACCAGUUCCCCUUCGCCAGUGAUGACAACGCCUGUUGUCCUUGGAGAUGCUAUAGGGAAUGGUUGUGUUGAGCUAUCAGAAAUAGAUUUGUCAGAUGACGUUCCAGAUACUGAGACCAAGACCAACAAUAGUAGAUCUAGAUCUAUUCUGGAUCUUUUACUUUGUAGGCGGAGAGAAUAGAUCCAACAAACUGUAAACAACAAAGAGUCAGGGAAAACACAGAAAACAGUUCGCAGGAAAGUAGACAUUAAAAAGGUGUUUACAUCUAAUCCUUAGUUAGUUACAUUGUACACUGUUCCGGAAAACUUUGAUUUGUUGGUUUAUUUAUAACAGCCAAAGUGAAAUGUUCA
Molecule: messenger RNA, 2234 nt
Organism: Pecten maximus
Lineage: Eukaryota; Metazoa; Mollusca; Bivalvia; Pectinida; Pectinidae
Exons: 6
Coding region: 394-2064 (556 amino acids)
Source: RefSeq, a predicted model, not a curated record